AUGACAGCAGCAGCGCAGGGGUUACAAGAUCAAAGUGUUUCAAUAACUGGUAAAGGUGUGAGAGUUCCAACUGAGAAGUCACAGUUGCCCGAACAAAGCUCACCGGAACAAAGCCCACCUGGUACGAUGUACAGAUCUCAAAACUCUGAGUUGAAGAGGGUAAGACAGUCAAGUUCAAGCUUCAUGCAGCAGCCCUCAAUUAUAGAAUCAGUCUCCAUGAAUGAGCUUUUGUUGACCACUUACUCUGGGAGGUCAUCCAUUGCCUCGGGCAAGCAACCUCCAAGUGAAGCUGGCAUCAACAGGAUCCCGUGGUACAUUGCUGCGCUUCAUGAAAAGGAGCAAAGUAUUUUGAAUCUGGAGGAUAGGAUAAACAGUCUCUCAGUGUUUGAGGUAGAGUCUGCAAGAAAGGACCAAGUGAUCUCAGAACUCCGGGCAGACGUAGCUCAAUUGACACACCAAGCAACAGAAUCAUCAAUCAAUAAUAUCAUCGAAAAACAGACUGAAAUAAUUCUUACGCUGCAAGAUAAGCUAAAUCGCAAGGAGCUCUUUGAAGCCGAGAGUAAGCGGAAAGACGUUGUGAUCAUUGAUCUGAGGAAACAGAUACACCAACUGAAGAUGAAAAAUUGCCACUGGGAUGUUCAGCAAAUAAGAGAGAUAGCGACAGAUACGUCACUUCUGCCACAGGAUGAAGAGAUAAUCCUUCACAUAAAAGAUUAUGAGGCAGAAGAGCAGGCCCCGAUAAAAAGGGUCAAAAUUCUGAAGGCUCGGAAAACUCGGGAUGCCCAGAAAGGAGAACAAAGGUACAGAUACGAGGAAGAAUCGGAAGACAGCAGAGAUGAACUGGAAAAUGUGGAGAAAAGUAGCAAAGAGGAAAAGGAACAAGAACAACAGGAAGAGGAACAUGUUGAACAAGAAGAGGAACAUGUUGAACAAGAAGAGGAACAGGUUGAACAGGAAGAGGAAAGUGAUCAACAAGAAGUGGAACAAGAGGAGGGUAAAGUGAGGGCAGUAAUGUUUCAUGCCACUGGACAAUUUGGUCAAGAUGUGUUACAGCAUGAUGAAGAUCUCAUUGAGCAGAUCGAGCAGCUGAAGGAGCAGAUUGACAUCCAGCUGAAUCAUAACGAAAAACAGAGCCACGAGCUGCAGAGUGCUAUCGAGAAUUAUAACAUUUCCAUAGGAACAAUCAUCUCUUUAAGGAAGGAACAGUCAAAUGUAGAUAACCAGCUGCGGAGCUCGAACGCGGAGGUGGAGAGAUUACAGAAAGAGCUGCAGGAAAGAACUGUUCAAAUCCAGGCUAUGUCCAAUAAGUUUUCCAAUCUCAAGGAGGAAAAGAAACAUAUUCAGAUUAUGGCAGAUCUGCAAAAGGAAAACUUCAGACUAGAGGAGCUGGUUUCUGAGCUGCAGCAGGGACUGGCUAAGAAGACAGAGCUCUCAACAGAGAUGAAGAAUGAGAUUAAUGACUUGCAGCUCCGCAUCACAGAUGAAGACUUGAAGUUCAAGCAAUUCCAGAUGGAACACAAUGACCUGCUGGGGAAAUUAGCCCUCCUGCGACACACUGAGCAACAGACACAAGUCUUAAUCGAACACCUGCAGAUCAGGUUUGAUAAAAUCCGAACCAAAAUAAUGCAGGCUGUGCACACCUCACUGGGGACCACCCGCAUCCAAAACCUCAUCACCGACAAGGACAUUCUCGAUGGCAUGCAGAAAAUAAUCACAGACCGCAUAGAUUUUCAUCAGUUACUGAUGGACAACGGAAUCCCAGUGUCGCCCCUCUUUAUAACAGAACCAGGGCAGAGUCGAGUCAGUCUGCAGUCCCGGGACUAG
Messenger RNA from Callorhinchus milii (elephant shark), 1824 nucleotides. Its product is annotated as coiled-coil domain-containing protein 27. The coding region runs from base 1 to 1824 and encodes 607 amino acids. The transcript has 12 exons. The record is from RefSeq and is a predicted model, not a curated record. NCBI's taxonomy places the organism in Eukaryota, Metazoa, Chordata, Chondrichthyes, Chimaeriformes, Callorhinchidae.